AUGGUGUUGGCCUGUGAAAGCGGCCCUUCCGAUCCACUGGAGAACGGGCUGGAAGCUUCUCCAGCUGUGGCUGGCAAGUGCGCAAUCUUCGACCUCGAGAAUGAGACCUUAUCUGCAGGAUCUCAUUCGUUCAAUAAGAGAGAACAAAGCGUUCCAGCUUUUAUAUCAUUCCAUAGCGUGGGCCAAAUUACCAUGGUCCGCAUGAGGGAGGUAGCCAAGAUUCAUUCAAUUGGCGCUGCAUCCUGGCAUAAACAGAUGUAA
Molecule: messenger RNA, 261 nt
Organism: Nannizzia gypsea CBS 118893
Lineage: Eukaryota; Fungi; Ascomycota; Eurotiomycetes; Onygenales; Arthrodermataceae
Exons: 2
Coding region: 1-261 (86 amino acids)
Source: RefSeq, a predicted model, not a curated record